AUGGUCUCGUUCCAAACCCUCCUCCUCCUCGCGGCCACCGCCCUCUCGGCGACCGCCUUGCCCAGCACCAGCGCCAAGCCCCCCGGAAAACCCCCCCACCACGACCCCUGCGCCACGGUCCGCUGCGGCUUCAACACGGUCUGCGAAGCCGUCAAGGGCAAGGCGCGGUGCGUGCCCGGCACCAAGUGCGGGCCGACCAUGUGCGGCGCGGGCCAGGUGUGCUGCAACGCGAGCUGCGGCAUCUGCACGCCGCCUGACGGUGCUUGCAUCCAGAUCUUCUGCGAGAGUCCCAGCAAGUUCUGA
Verticillium nonalfalfae is the source of this 303-nucleotide messenger RNA. RefSeq lists its product as uncharacterized. The transcript has a single exon. NCBI's taxonomy places the organism in Eukaryota, Fungi, Ascomycota, Sordariomycetes, Glomerellales, Plectosphaerellaceae. The record is from RefSeq and is a predicted model, not a curated record. The coding region runs from base 1 to 303 and encodes 100 amino acids.